GGGGCACCACCGUCCUCUGUGUGGUGUGUGAGAGAGGGAGAUAUGCGCAUGCGCAAAACUGCUCUCUCAAUCCUCUGCUGAGCAUUCGCAUUGUGUCUAAACAGCCGGCGCGAGCUAAAAAGAUAUUUUACCAACAGCAGUAAUGUCGGGCAGGUCGGUCCGCGCGGAGACCCGAAGCCGGGCGAAAGAUGACAUCAAGCGGGUUAUGGCCGCUAUUGAGAAAGUACGGAAAUGGGAAAAGAAAUGGGUAACAGUUGGAGACACGUCUCUCAGGAUCUACAAGUGGGUGCCAGUGACAGAACCCAAAUCCGAUGACAAGAGCAAGAGCAAGAAGAAGGGCAAGGAUGACAAGUACGGCUCAGAGCUGACCACCCCAGAGAACAGCUCCUCCCCGGGGAUGAUGGACAUGCAUGAUGACAACAGCAAUCAGAGCUCCAUCGCAGACUCCUCCCCUCUGAAGCAGGAGACCAGUAACACCACAAGUCCCGCCCCCGAAACCGUGGCGACGUCCCAGAGUGACAGCACGGAGGGCAAAAGCGAACAGAGUCCGUCUCCAGCGAAGGACACACCGGUGGCCAAUGGCAAAAGUGAAUUCCCAAAAGAGGGAAAGAGUUCAGGUGAACAGGAGGCUUUCUCAGAUGCUUCUAAAGACCCCAAGGAAUCAGAAGAGGGAGCUCCACCCACCAAGAAGGGAAAGUUGGAGUUCUCCGGCUCCGGCAGUCGAGAGGAAAGCUAACUCUGUCUAUCCUAGCUGUCAUCUCUCCUCCGCUCUGUUGCCUCUCUCUGCCCCUCCCUCCUCCCUCGUUUAUCUCUCGUUCUUCUCUCCUCUCCUACUCCUCCUCUCUAGGUCAAGCCUCAGGCUUUUCUUGUAGGUUCAGCUUUUUUUUGUUAGAAAGGAAAGAAAAACUGUGAGACCCGCUGCUGAUGUUACACACACACACACGCACACACACACACCUACAUGUGCGAGUGCACUGUGGCCAUAGAGUAUGUCCUCUUCUGAUCACGCCCCCCCUCACACACUCGGGAGGGUUCACACUGUUCUCAUCUAGUCCUGCAUCUCUGUCCUGCUGCUGUAGUACACACACACACACACACACACACACACACACACCACACACACACACACCUCAUGCCUGUUGCCUCUGCUCUUAGUCGGAGGUGGUCUGAAUCCAAGGGCAUAUCAUUAUGCUUUGCUAAAGGCCCUGUGUGUACUGUGGGUGUGUGUGUUGGCAAAAUACACUAGGUGACCCGCCUGGAGUCACACAACAAGAGGCCGAUGACGUGUGUUUUUAGGUUUUAUUGUUUUAUAUGCUGAUUUUUAUCUUUUUUAAAAAUUUGUUUGUUUUUUUCUCAAGUGCCCUCUGUUUGUUCUCCAGAUCCAAUCCCCACCAUUACGCAUUCAUUCACUCACCCACCCCUACACAUUACAUGCCCCCCUCACUCUCGGAAGCACCCCAAGAUAACCGCAUAGGUCCCUGCAUUUCUGACAUAACACAUACUACAGAUUCACACACGUAUAACUGCAAUUUUUACUACUAGGACUGCAACUUCAGCCCUUGUGUGUUCAACUUCAGACUACUCUGUUUGAGGUACACACCACCACAAAUGGUUGUCGCAUCACAUUUAAUUAUUUUAAUUUAAUUAACGCUCUAGUUAGUGGUUAAGAAGAUGAAGGUUCAUCACCUGACACUAGGUAUCGGAGUCUGUUACUAAGGUAGCACUGGUGUGGCAGAUGUAGGCUACUGCCAAUAUAAUCAUUGAUGGGUCACUUCAGAGUGGGAGGGGAACUCAGUAUAAACUAAAGUGAUGCAUAGAACCAACUUAAAAUUUUGGUGUGCCAAUCUCUGGGUUAGAAAGUAAAACCUCUGCAGCAAAUUUGAUCCAACCAGUUCUAACUCAGCUGAACCUGAUGAGUUCACAAGACAGAUAGACCUGUUACUAACUCAUUGAAGUUGGCUGUGUUAGAGAGAAACUGUGGCAGGAGUUUUACUUUCUCAACUGGAGUUUUGACACCUGGAAUUUGUUUUAAUGUGGCACAUUUUAAAAAUCUGUUGGUUCUAUUGUUCACUUUUUAACCGUGUGUUCUUGCUUUUUAAAAAGGAGUUAUCUGAAGAAAGGCGUUAUCCGUGUGGGUUGAUGUGCUCGUUAGCAUGAUGGCUGCCAAGCCUGCUGUGGUAGUGGCAUCUAACCAUAGGGAAGUGCUAGCAUGUGCUAGUUUUGUAGCCGUAGAGAAUGAUGUAUUUCAUAGCUUUAGCAAUCCUACUGAAUCUAUGGAAAAGACGGAUGAAAUAGAACAAUCAGUGACACUGUAAAAAAAGAAAAUGGCCUGGGGUCUUGGAGUAUUUCCAUACAGGUAGUUUAGCUUAACCCUUGACGUACGUAGCCUAAGUGGUAAACAUGAGGAAAAAAGGCUGGGCUUGGCAUAGCAAUGCAUUCUUGGCCCUAAAACAGCGACAUAUCUGGACCAAACAUCACUGGAACUAUCCAUGUUGGUACACCCAUGUUUAGACGUCAUAGAUCACAAAUAGUCUAUGCCACCAUUUGAAGUCCAUGAACAGUUAUUCCAAUCCAGCCAGCUGGAAGGCGGGCAAAUAAAAAAAAGAUGUUCACUACCAUAACAAAAGCAAAUCGCCCCCUGUGUAGUGACCAAGCAUUUAGGAUGCAAGUUAAGCAAGCCCCUGUCUCUGGUUUAAUGACUGAACUGGCUUAUUGGAAUACUCCACUAAUCAGACAGUAUCUGUGGCAGAAGGCCUCAGGAGGGUGGGGAAUAAAGUUUAAAGUUAAAGCAUGUCAUUUUUACUGGUACUUUAUUUCCAGAAUGCGUGCUGCCCCAUCACAAAUGUUAUCUUUUUCAUGUAUAUUCACCACCACCAUCAUUUAAAUAUUUAUCAUGACUUAGAAAUGUACUCUUUUCAUACAUGAAAAGGUGGACCUUCUCCAUGUCCACCAUUCUGAAGUACAUCUUUGGCAGCAAACUUAAGGAUCAAAUUUGUGAAUGGGCAGCAUGCAUUUUCAAAUGGCUAAAAUGACAUACUGUUACAGAUCUCAUUAAGAACAGGGCCAGCAGGGCUGGUAGCUCAGACACUAAUGACUAUCCAUAUUAAAAGUAUCUUUACACACCCAGUUCAUGUCUGCUCGCUAAAGUAUGUAAAUAUUUAUACCACAAAUUCACUCUUUUGGUUUGUUUUUUUAAUUUGUUAUUACUCUUGUUUUACCAGAGUCCAGCCAAAACUAUUGCCUUGUGUAAGAUCGGUUGUCUGAACCUGAGGACAUUAGAUUGUUUUAAUCUUGGGACCAUUUUUUUUCUGUUUUUUUUUUCACUCUGCAUUAGUUUAAAAAAAGUCUUGUACAGAGGUUAUGGUUGCGUUUCACUUAUUUAUUCCAUAUGUACUUAUUGGUUUUAUAAAAAAACAAAUAAAAGUGCUUUUCCUUGUAA
This is a messenger RNA of Engraulis encrasicolus (European anchovy), 3439 nucleotides long. It is a transcript of the gene bcl7a, whose product is annotated as BAF chromatin remodeling complex subunit BCL7A. NCBI's taxonomy places the organism in Eukaryota, Metazoa, Chordata, Actinopteri, Clupeiformes, Engraulidae. The transcript has 6 exons. Bases 143 to 736 code for a protein of 197 amino acids. The record is from RefSeq and is a predicted model, not a curated record.